CACCAGAGAGUAGUAUAACCGCCGUUGUACCAAGGAAAAAAAAAAAAAAAGCGCAAAAAACGUCCGGCACGACUCGCAAAGUCGCCUUUGCAUCGCAUGCCCUCUCCAACUUUGUUCUACUUUCCGGAGACCGAAGCCUUAUCCUUUAAACACCAGUCCUUCCAUUCGAUCAGGCGGUGGGAUUAAUCAUCAAAUGGACGGGGAGCCGUCGCCGGCGGUAGCGACCGAGGUCUCGGGGCCUCCAUCUCCAGGGGUAUCGCCGGUCCGCCUCGCCGAUGGCAUGGAGGAGCUCGUCCGCUUCACCCUUGCCGCCGCCGGCGAAGGCCUGGACGAUUGUGAUGUGCUGCUGUCCAGGGACUACUGCAUCCACCUGCUCCAAGAUGAGUCCAACCCCACGGAUCCCCAUCUCAACGAUCUUGGGAAUGUCUGUGGAGGUGUUCCAGUAUAUCCUUUGUAUAAACAUUUGGCACGAGCAAUAGAGCAAUGCAUAAAUUCUGGAACUUUCCGGAGAACAACCAACUCUGUGGUAUCUGUUCCUCUUGAUGAGUCCUUGAAGAUGAGAGAGAACGAAUGGAGUAAGCUGAUCUUGGAUAAAGGAUCCGAAUUGUUAAAGAUGUUUAAAGCUGUAGAGUUUGAGCUCCAUGUUCAAGAACCAUUCUUCUCACAGCUGAGAGCUGGUCUGAAAACAGUUGAAGGGAGGUGUGCAACUGGUGAUUAUAAUCGGAUCACACCAGGUUCUUUACUUCUCUUCAACAAAUGCCUCUUGUUUGAAGUUCAGGAUGUUAGAUGGUAUAGUUCAUUCUCUGAGAUGCUGCAAGAAGAGACUCUUGCUAAAGUCCUUCCUGGAGUUAAAACUAUUGAAGAAGGUGUGAAAAUCUACCGCAAGUUUUACUCAGAAGAGAAGGAAAAAUCUAAAGGUGUCCUGGCAAUUUCUGUUUCAAAAGUAGCUUCUCAGCCAUAUAUAUCUAUGGCCAACCUACUUUCUGGAUUAAGUUAUGAUGGUGUGGGAAGUCUUCUUGGUAUGAGACAUACUGUUGGAACAGUUCUGGAUGCACUACCUCCUCCAAGAUCAUUUUUGAUAUCAUCUUCUAUGAAUCCUCAUCGACCAAAUGUUAAAGGUUGUUCCUUAACUGAUGCGGCAAGGGCAUUGGCGAAACAUGUAAACAGGAGUAGUGAUGGAUGGUGGGGUGAUUUUUAUGGAAGUGAUUCGAAAAAGAACACGCUUGCAUUAGAAGUAAUCAAUCGCUUGUUAACGAAUUGCUGUUGGAUGAAUGUCCACUUGAUUAAACCUUAUGAUUGUGUCUUUGAGAUACGGGUCAGUGAAGGCUAUGGUGCUCGGUGGUCUAAAGAUGGCUCAAAGUUUAUCGGUUUUUUGGAGCCAUACACAGAAGAAGGCUUUGCAAAGGGAUGGAAAUGUUAAAGACUCUUCUCUCCCUGAUGGUUGCUCAUCGGCUUUCAAUUGGGGGCAAAAUCUGCUGUAGAUGACAGUUCCUCACUUCCUUGAGUACUUUGGGAGCGUGUGGGAUAUUACUGUUUAACUGGAUUUGCUUUUCUCAAACUGAAAGUAAAAGCAAAUAGCACUGAUAGGAUAUAUGUGGGUGGACUACUUGCUCUUACCCCUUAAGCACUGGAUAUGGCCCUGUCAAGUCAUGAUGAGCAGAGAAAGUGCCACAUAGGCUGUUCUUCAUGUAGAAUGAAUUGUCUUAAGAUUCCAACAAGUGUGCAAUAAUUGUUUCUUUUUUUUUUUCUUGUCUUUAGAUGCAUAUUUAAGCAUAUGAAGAUAUAUGUGGAGAUCUUUUAGUCAUUCACUGGUAUUAAAGUUAUAUAUUAUGUAUUAAUGACCUUAUCAAAGCAAUGAACUCAGUUAGCCAGUGCCAUGUUCCAAUACAA
Molecule: messenger RNA, 1890 nt
Organism: Phoenix dactylifera (date palm)
Lineage: Eukaryota; Viridiplantae; Streptophyta; Magnoliopsida; Arecales; Arecaceae
Product: RNA-binding ASCH domain protein
Source: RefSeq, a predicted model, not a curated record